AAGCAGCAGGCUACGCACUGAUGCAAAGGAUGGUUGUGUUAUAAAUAGGGAGGAGAGCCGCCGUCCCAUUGUGUGUCUUCUUCCGAUAUCGCUCAGAGAAAGGAAGACGACGACGCAAUCGAGAGACAUGAGCGUUCUGGAAUUUGUCUCGCAAGCGGCCUUCUACGGCCUCGUCGGCGGUAUCGCUGCACUGGCGUAUGCAAAUCGUCGGUCGUUGCCCCUGGGCUGGCACGUCCGCAUCUUUUCACGAUACUACUACUGGCGUAUCAAGGCCAUGCCCUUUACCUCUCCUGGGGCAAAGGUGACCAGUAGCACGCCCGCUAUCCGACUCGACAGCAUCCCCCUGGGCAAGGACAUUUUCGCCUAUGAGCACGUCCUCGACCUCAAGGCUUCGUACGAUGACUGUGACUUCUUCGGCCAUAUGAGCAACUCGUCGUACCCCAAGGCCAUGGACUUUGGGCGGAUAGCCAUGAGCAGCAGUGCGUUUCUGCAACUCUCGAUCGAUGGCGGAUGGAUCCCCCUCGGGGCCACCUCCUUUACCUUUCUCAAGGAGAUUCCCAUCGGGAUGCGCUACCAGCUCCGCAUGCACCUCGAGGCGUGGGACGAAAAGUGGCUAUAUGUUGUAGGCCGCUUCAUCUCCAGGAACAAAAAGACGAGCGAGGAUGUUGUGCACUGCGUGGGUGUCAGCAAGAUGUGUGUAAAGGCCGGCCGCAAGACGAUCCCGCCAUGGCUCGCAAUCGCCACAAGCGGCUUCUCCAGCGCACCCGUGGGCGAUAGCGAUGUGGACAAGCGGACGUCCAACUGGCAGAAGUCAGAGGCAUUGAGAAGGGAGAAGGGCAAGACUCCCCUGCUCAAGGCCUUUGUCCUCCCCAAUGGCAAUGGCAACAGCAAAGAGCAGCACCUGCCACAGAGGGAGCCGUGGAUGGAGCAGAGCUACUGGGACGUGGAACAGUGGGAGCAGAGGAGGCAGGAGGGCCUCGCAAGGCUGCUUCCCAUGACGUCAAACGAGUGCCUCUUGGCUAGGCAUCACUGAUUGCCGGGCAACACUCCUGGGGCCAUCUCUCGCCAUCUUUCGCCAUCUUGCUCUCUCGCCUGAAGACAGACACACUGUAUAUUUCCACAUUUCAAAUGUUACAUUCUCAAAU
This is a messenger RNA of Acaromyces ingoldii, 1145 nucleotides long. RefSeq lists its product as hypothetical. The record is from RefSeq and is a predicted model, not a curated record. NCBI's taxonomy places the organism in Eukaryota, Fungi, Basidiomycota, Exobasidiomycetes, Exobasidiales, Cryptobasidiaceae. The coding region runs from base 128 to 1033 and encodes 301 amino acids. The transcript is spliced from 2 exons.